This is a messenger RNA of Jatropha curcas, 1286 nucleotides long. It is a transcript of the gene HCC1, whose product is annotated as electron transport SCO1/SenC family protein. Gene Ontology annotation, biological process: intracellular copper ion homeostasis; mitochondrial respiratory chain complex IV assembly. The record is from RefSeq and is a predicted model, not a curated record. Gene Ontology annotation, molecular function: copper ion binding; copper chaperone activity. Gene Ontology annotation, cellular component: mitochondrial inner membrane. Lineage: Eukaryota; Viridiplantae; Streptophyta; Magnoliopsida; Malpighiales; Euphorbiaceae.
CGCAAAGCAGCAAACUUAAACCCCUUCGAUAGGGUUUAUUCAGGACGGAAACGCAGUGCAGCAUCCUCACAGUUCAUCAAUGGCGUCUGCCCUAUGGAGAAAUGCCAAUAUUCUCCGCAGUGCUAAUCGGAUUAUAUCAUCUCGGUGUCUCGGCCAAUGCAGAUCGGCGAUGCCACCACCAUCGGCGGUAAUUGAGAAUCACAGUUCCACUCUCCUUCGCUCGGUCAUACCUGUAGGUGUAGGAGCCCAAUCUCUGCGCGUCUAUCAAAGAUUUUUCUUUAGUACAAAUGGAGCUCCUGUAAGCUCGGAAAUUUCAACAAAAGCUGAAAAAACUAAAUCUGAUGGAGGUGACAAGUCCGGCGAUUCGCAGCAGAGCAGCGAUGCUGGAAAAUCUGUACGCGGAGGGCCUGUUUCGUGGUUGAGUUUUCUGUUGUUGGUGGCCACUGGAGCCGGAAUAAUUUCUUACUACGACAAUGAGAAGAAGCGGCAUAUUGAAGAAAUAAACAAAGCUUCUGAAGCUGUAAAAGAAGGACCAUCUGUCGGGAAAGCAGCCAUUGGUGGCCCAUUUAAUCUCAUCAACCAUGAUGGGAAGAAUGUGACGGAAAAAGAUUUUAUGGGGAAAUGGACGUUAAUAUAUUUUGGAUUUACUCACUGCCCUGAUAUUUGCCCAGAUGAGCUGCAAAAGCUUGCUGCUGCAGUUGAUAAAAUAAAGGAAAAGGCAGGUUUUGAAAUUGUACCUCUAUUCAUCUCUGUAGAUCCUGAGAGAGAUACCGUUGAACAAGUGCGUGAAUAUGUCAAAGAAUUUCAUCCAAAAUUAAUUGGGUUAACCGGCGACCCAGAUGAGAUAAGGAAAGCUGCCCGUGCAUAUCGUGUCUAUUAUAUGAAGACAGCAGAGGAAGAUUCAGAUUACCUGGUUGAUCAUUCUAUAGUCAUGUACUUGAUGGGUCCUGAUAUGCAAUUUGUCAAGUUCUUUGGGAAGAACAAUGAUGUUGAUUCACUCACAGACGGUAUUAUUAAAGAGAGAAAACAGUACAAAGCGAAAAAGUAGAAGCAUACACUUAAUUAAUUCUAUUGUGUCUCUUCUUGCUCGGAGCACUUCCAUUUUUUUGGUUACGCGGAGAAUUGAUGAUUAUACCAUUUUUUGUGGUCUGACAAUUGUUUCCAUGGUGUUUCAAAGUGCACCAAUACAUUGAAUCAAACUGCUAUUAUACUACAUGUUAUGUUGAGAUAUUUAACGAAAAUAAUAUGCUUCGAAUUUAAUGGAGUUUUUCCAAGAUUCUUCGUUA